This is a messenger RNA of Dermacentor albipictus, 3197 nucleotides long. Lineage: Eukaryota; Metazoa; Arthropoda; Arachnida; Ixodida; Ixodidae. The record is from RefSeq and is a predicted model, not a curated record.
GGCGGCUCUCUUCUGCUCCAAGUGGCGUCGGCGCCGCACACGCUCGUCGUAGCUGCCGCGUGCUCUUUCACUCGAGCGCAGUGCUCAUCUGUCACAACUGUCCUCAUUGCGACGCACUUCAACCACGGCAGAUUGGAUGGUCGCUUUGCCCUUCUGCUAAACAUCGGCGUAGGAAAUUUUGCAAAAAGGUUACGCCUAUCACUUUUCGUACCCCUCCUCGAAGCGGCCCUACCUUCUGCUCACGCUUUUGUUGUCCUCCAAGUUUCCGCGCCGUAUGUCGGAAAAAACGUCAAGGACAAUAGGCUGCAGGAUGUGCGGGCGACACGUGCUCUAGAACGGCGCCUGAACUUGAACCUCUGUUGGUACAAAGAAUGGAAGAUGCCCAGAAGAAAGAUGUGACUGCGAAUGGAAAACCGAGGAUUGUCAAGGUAGACCUGUAUGAAGAACCCAGCGAAGCUACGGGCGAAGGUUUCUGCAGAGCCCCCAGAUUGAGUUUCGUGGAGUGCAGCUGUCCUGAUGCUAAUGUUCUCGGAAAGAAGAAGAAAGGCGAAGCAGCUGGCAUAGACAAGUGCUGGUGGGUGGUAGCACUUGCUUUCGUCAUGACCACCAUGGAGUCCUCGACUAGCCGCUGCUCGGGUUUUCUAUACGUGGGCAUCAUAGAGCAGAUGCGUGUGGAGCGUGGCCUUGCAUCGUGGCCCGUGAACCUCAUAACUUCGGUGAACGACUUCGGAGGUCUCGUGUCCGGUCCACUGAGCGAACAUUUCAGCACUGUUCCAGUGAUGGCAGUAGGAUCCGUGUUGGCGUCUACAGGCGUUAUAGCAUCGGCUUUCGCUCCGGAUGUCACGUGGCUUUCCAUCACUCUCGGCGUAGUACACGGUUUUGGUGUGGGAGUCGUCGCCACCAUGCUGCAAGUCACCAUAAGCAUGUAUUUCAAGCGGUACAGAGGUACCGCCCACGGCAUCAUGUUUGCUGGCUCCACGGCGUGCGCAUUCUUCUACCCUCAGCUCCUGCUCUUCCUGAGAAACACGUACGGCUUCCGGGGAAGCCUCCUUCUUCUUGGUGCCAUCCUGAUGCAUAUGUUCGCCUUAAGCUUCGUGUUCCGCGAACCCUCUUGGGUUUCCAGUGAGAGAAUCGAGAAAAGACGCCCGACAGCAGCAAGUCUACCAUCGUUUCCAAUGACCGAAUUCGAAACUCGGCGGCAAUCAAAGUUACGUCGCUCAUCGUGCCCUAUCACUGAACUAGAAUCCCAACUCGCGGCAGAAGCGCGUCGGCUAUCGAUUCCUGCUAGCGGACUGAAAGCCCGAAGCGAGACACAAGCACCUCGACCAUCGCUUCUUAUUACUCAACUGGAAGCCAGCUGCGCAACCAUGCCGGUCUCCACCUUGCAGGCUGUGCUGCAAAGUGUUCGCGAAGUUUUCAAGUGCAGUAUGUUAUACACGCUCAUUGUCACUUGGCUAGUGCUCUGCUACAACACGGAUAUCUUCUUCUCCACAAUAGUGGACCUUGCUUUGGACAAAGGCGUACCGCUGCGGGAGGCUGUGGCCCUCAUCCCUUACUUCUCAAUAACGGACCUUGUGGGAAGGGUGUUCCUGCCGCUACUGGCAGAUCGCAAAUACCUGCGGCGCACGACGUUGAUGGUAGUGAACUACAUUCUUCUUGGUGCGACGGUGGUGUCGGUGCCAUUCACCGAUCGGUACGUCGCUUUGGUUGGUGCGUCACUGUGCGUGGCCAUGUUCAUGGGCUGCGGCAUGACAAUGCACAGCGUUAUGAUGGCAGACUAUUUGGGACUCGAGCGGCUAGCCGUGGGGUACAGUAUCAUGGGCGCCAUCUGCGGGCCACUGCUACUGGGAAAGCCUCCUGUUGUGGGUCUCUUCAGGGACAAUCUUGGCUCGUACGAUGCGAUGUUCUGGCUUCUGGGCAGCCUGUGCAUAUUCGUCGGCUUGCUGUGGAUGAUUGUGUCGUGGUUUGAAAGGAAGAAAGUUCGCAACUGGGAACUGGACAUUGCCAGAAAUAUGCCAUGCACGUUGCACAUGUGAGGAUUGAAGCCAGCUAGAACAAUCUAUUUUAGUAAAAAAAAGUUAUAUGAGAAAAUGUUUUUCAUCGUAUAUGUGAUGGCCUUCGUAAGCGCCAUUUCCCCUUUAGUAGUAUAUUAAUUUUGCGCCCGAAGUAGGUCCUCUUCGUUAGCGAUUUUUUUUCUUUAGCCUCGAAACUGCAUGAGCAUUAUGCCGAAAUAUUGUAACAGCAUGUGACUGUGACAACGUGGUAGAAUUCAAUGGCAUACUCGGGUAUUGUGAAAUGGUGCGCAGCAAGCCCUAAUACCGGUGGCCAGAAAAUCUCGCGUUGACAAUUUAUGGAUGUUGCCGCACUUCUCGUAGUGAAUUAAGUCUGGGCUCUUCCAAAGAAAGCUGGUGGCCACCUGAAACCUAAACAUACAUCCUUUUUCACUGACCACUCAGCUAUAAAAUUUUAUUAUACACCAGUCGUUACAAUUUAAAUAUCCGUAACAAUAAUAAGAAUUUCCAUGCGAAUCCUGCUGCACAAGUGCUUUAUAUGCUUUUGUGGACAUAAUUUUCGCUAACAGACGGAGCAAGCAGGCACAAUGCUAACAAGACGUUGUUAAUGAACAUCCUAAUUUUGCGAUUAUCGUACGUGCUUGUAUUUAAAAUUUGAAAACAAUCAUAUGCGAAGACAGUCCAACUUAUCUGACACGUGUUCCGAGAUGUUCGUCAUCAAUGUUAACGCUGUUUCGCAUUUGUAGGCGGCAGUCUCGAUUCACAGACGAUCUUCCUAUGUGACGCAGUCGAUUGUCGGUUGCAGAGGAAAGGGCGAAGGCGGCCUGGUUUUGACAGCUGACAGCUGGAGCGCACUGCAGCGCACCUGUUAUCAGCUCUGCCUUGCGUUUCGACUGGGGUGCUGUACGGAGUGAACUACGUCAUAGGUGGGCGUUUGCCUUAAUGCCGGGACUCCCGCCACUUGAAGCCAGGUAUCAUUUUGGGCGUUUACCAAUGCAAUUUUGCUGUAGCACAAGUCUGCGCUUAAUGUUAGAGGUUAUGUUGUGAGCGAAAAAUCGCGCUGAAUUGAAAAACGAGUGCCGUCACUGCAACGAAUAUACCGCGCCCACUGAUCUCACGGAGCUUGACAUGUCCACAUUGAUCCGGCAAAUGCCGAUUAGUAAACCACCAAGAAUUGUUCAUGAA